Messenger RNA from Alternaria atra, 1104 nucleotides. RefSeq lists its product as uncharacterized. The record is from RefSeq and is a predicted model, not a curated record. The transcript has a single exon. The coding region runs from base 1 to 1104 and encodes 367 amino acids. NCBI's taxonomy places the organism in Eukaryota, Fungi, Ascomycota, Dothideomycetes, Pleosporales, Pleosporaceae. Gene Ontology annotation, molecular function: NAD binding; magnesium ion binding; oxidoreductase activity, acting on the CH-OH group of donors, NAD or NADP as acceptor.
AUGCCAUCACAUAUCCACUCAGUAACGAACGUACACCGCAUCGCCUGCAUCCCAGGUGACGGAAUCGGAGUCGACAUAACAGAAGCGGCUAUACAAGUCCUCAACGUCCUCGCCAAGACUAUCGGCGGCUUUGAAUUCGACUUUAAAAUCUUCGACUGGAGCAGUAAGAACUAUCUUGAGCGAGGAUGGUACAUGCCACCUGAUGGUCUAGAGCAACUAAAGGCCUAUGAUGCCAUAUACUUCGGCGCAGUGGGUUGGCCCAACGUUCCCGACCACAUAUCCCUCUGGUCACUCAUCUUGCCAAUUCGGAAAUCCCUAAAUCAGUAUGUCAACGUGCGGCCUACACGCAUCCUCCCUGGAACCACAUCUCCAUUGUCCAACUGCAAACCCGAAGACCUUGACUGGAUGAUCAUCCGCGAGAACAGCGAGGGCGAGUACUCAGGUCAAGGCGGUACGUCUCAUGAAGACAGUCCGCACACAAUCGCCACCGAAGUGAGCAUCUUCACGCGCGUCGGCAUCGAGCGAGUAAUGCGAUAUGCGUUUGAGACAGCACGGUCGCGACCACGCAAGAAGUUGACCAUGGUGACCAAGAGCAAUGCCCAGAGACACGGCAUGGUUCUCUGGGACAAAGUCUUCUACGAAGUGGCAAAGGAGUACGAAGAUGUUGAAAUUGACAAGAUGCUCGUGGAUGCGAUGACUGUGCGCAUGACGCUGCAUCCUUCUACUCUCGAUACUAUUGUCGCUACCAACUUACAUGCAGAUAUCUUGUCUGACCUUGCCGCUGCGCUGAGUGGAUCGAUUGGUAUUGCGCCAUCGUCUAAUCUCGACCCUACGAGGAAGAAUCCGAGCAUGUUUGAACCCAUCCAUGGCUCUGCCCCGGAUAUUGCGGGCAAGGGUAUUGCGAACCCGGUAGGCGCAUUUUGGAGUGCCGCUGAGAUGGUGCGGUGGGUUGGUGAGGAGAAGGCAGCGGAUGGACUUAUGAAGGCGAUUGAGAAUGUGACUGCGAGGGGAGUCAAGACGAAGGAUCUUGGUGGGAGUGAGAACACCAAGGGCGUUACAGAGGCGGUGUGUGCGGAGAUUGAGACGCUCUUCAAGAGUGGCUGA